Messenger RNA from Oreochromis aureus, 4905 nucleotides. RefSeq names its product protocadherin alpha-C2-like. NCBI's taxonomy places the organism in Eukaryota, Metazoa, Chordata, Actinopteri, Cichliformes, Cichlidae. The coding region runs from base 725 to 3145 and encodes 806 amino acids. Gene Ontology annotation, cellular component: plasma membrane. The transcript has 3 exons. Gene Ontology annotation, molecular function: calcium ion binding. The record is from RefSeq and is a predicted model, not a curated record. Gene Ontology annotation, biological process: homophilic cell-cell adhesion.
ACAGUUUAUUAAAUCGCAAUAAAGUUUUAUGGCACAAAACAUGUAAUAUAAUUUUAGCGCCGUUUCAAAAGUAGAUGUGUCCUGCAAUUUAAACGGCCUUUAUUUCAUUCCUUAGGCACUGAAAACAGACAGAAAGGACGGGAAAAUCGGUAGUAACCGCCAUUCGCAAAGCGCAGUGAUACAUUUGAUGUCAUUAUGUGUCCAGUAUUGUUUCGUGCAUCAGCGCAGGAACCCUCGCACUCCGCCAGGCAAACGGGAUACUGUGUUAUAAACUCGGUGUUUUCGUAAUGAUAAUUGCGUAAUAAAGAAAAAAGUGCGUGAAGAAAUGCAAAGAUACCGAAAACUGGGAAGUACUUCACGUGCAAUCACUAAUUCACGUCCCGCAUCAGCAACUUCUUAAACGGGGAUUGAGACCCCCUGAUUCUGUUGUUAUUUAAUGAAAACAACUGUAUUUUAUUUUUGUUUUUUUUCUUUUUCAUUGAAAAAGUUGCACAAUUGUUUCAGUCGCUGUUUUGCAGAAAAACACACCCAUUAGUGAGGUCAUCGAUUUCACGUAAAUGUAUUGGAGGAAGGAGAGUAGGUGGUCCCAUUUAAAAUGUACGUCACGCGUGAGGAAGAAACAUUUUCUCUCAUGGUGUCCGUUUCGUGUGUUUAGUCAACAAGAGGACGAUUUACCUGCGUUUCUCCAAAUUUCAAGGUGUUUCAGAGUUACGGAAGCUUCAGGAUGAUGCACCAUCUCAAACAGUCAUGUGGGACAGGGUACGUUUCCCUGAUUUUCUUUCUUUCUGCUAUCGUGAAUACUGCGUCUUCAAUCACCCAUUAUUCUAUUCCUGAAGAAAUGGAGGAAGGUUCUGUUGUUGCAAAUUUAGCAACCGACCUGAGAUUAGAUGUGAAGACGCUGAAUGAAAGAAAAAUGCGCGUGGAUGUAGUAGCUAACAAAAAAUACCUCGACAUUAACAAGGUAACGGGGGAGCUGUUCAUUUUAGAAAGGAUUGACCGUGAGUUUUUGUGUCCAUCGAAGACAACAUCAUACUGCGUUCUUAAAUUAGACGCUACUAUCGAGAAUCCUGUGCGGAUGUUUAAUAUUGAGGUUGAAAUAACGGACAUUAAUGACAACUCUCCACAUUUUCGAAGGGGGACGAUGCAUUUGGACAUUUCUGAAUCAAGUCCAGUGGGGGAGAGAUUCUCACUGAAUAAUGCUGCAGACCCAGAUGUUGGAACAAAUUCUGUGAAAAAUUACCAUCUGAGCUCAAGUGAACAUUUCUCAGUUGAAAUUCAGACCGGGAGAGACGGGACAAAGUUCGCAGACUUGAUUUUAAAAAAACCUUUAGACAGGGAGAAGCAGGCUGUUCAUAAUCUAAUACUCACUGCUGUGGACGGUGGCGUCCCCACCCGCACAGGUACAGCCAGCAUUAUUGUUCGCGUGCUUGAUGUCAACGACAACGCGCCUUCUUUUGAAAAAGCAAAAUAUGACGUAGAUGUGAUGGAAAACUCUCCAAUUGGGAGUCUAGUAAUUAAACUGAAUGCCACUGAUGUAGAUGAAGGAUCCAAUUCUGAGAUUGUUUAUUCAUACAGUUUGUAUACAUCAGAAAGGACCCAAAAGAUGUUUAACCUGAAUCCAGAAAAUGGUGAGAUCAGAGUCAAAGAGAUGAUAAAUUAUGAAGAUUUAAAACUUUAUGAAAUGGAAGUUAUAGCCAGUGAUAAGGGACCUAACUCAUUAUCUGGACAGUGUAAACUUACAAUACAGGUGACAGAUAUGAAUGAUAAUCACCCAGAAAUUUCCAUUAAGUCAUUUCAAAGCCCAAUAAAAGAAGACACACCCACAGACACAGUGAUAGCUGUAGUUAGUGUCAGUGAUAAAGAUUCAGGUGAUAAUGGAAUAGUUGAUCUUCAUAUUCCAGAAAAGAUGCCUUUCAAACUGAGGGAGUCCUCUGAUAACUAUUUUGAAUUAGUAGUGUCAGAGCCAUUGGACCGUGAGAAGGUGCCAGAAUAUGACAUCACUUUCACUGUGACAGACAGAGGCUCUCCUCCUUUAUCUGACAAUGAAACUAUGACUUUAGAGCUGCUGGAUGUUAAUGAUAAUGUCCCACAGUUCCCCCAGUCAUUUUAUACUAUACGUGUCAUGGAGAAUAAUGCACCUGGGGCCUUGCUCAGCUCACUCACUGCCUUUGACCCAGACCUCCAUGAAAACCAGUAUCUAGUUUAUUUCAUAAUAGAGAAGGAGAUAGCCAACACCUCCAUGUCUAUGCUGUUCUCCAUCAAUCCAGAGAACGGUAAUCUUUACGCACUCAAAACCUUUGAUUAUGAGAUCGAGGAAGAGUUUCUGUUCCACAUCGAGGCCAGAGACUCUGGAUCUCCUCCUCUCAGCAGUAACGUGACCGUCCACAUCAUUAUUGUGGACCAGAACGACAAUGCUCCGGUUAUUGUGUCUCCGUGGCGUGCACACGGCUCUAUGGUGGAGGAAAAGAUCCCCAGAUCCACUGAUAAAGGAUCCCUGGUUGCCAAGGUGAUAGCCUUAGAUACUGACUCUGUGCACAACUCUCGGAUCACCUACCAGUUUCUACAGGUGACUGACGCCACCUUGUUCAGUCUGGAUCAAUACAAUGGAGAGAUCCGGACUAUGAGGAUGUUCAGUUACAGAGAUCCACGCCACCAGAGACUGGUUGUUGUAGCCAAGGACAAUGGAGAGCCUGCUCUCUCUGCUACAGUCACCAUCAAGCUGACCACAAUGGAGACUGCUGUUAAAGCCUACUCUGACAUGACUGAGGAGCCUCUGGAAUAUGACAUCUUCUCAGACAUCAACCUGUAUUUGGUCAUCGGUCUGGGCUCGGUGUCAUUUCUGCUGCUCAUCACCAUAUUGGUCACCAUCGUGAUCAAGUGUCAGAAACCCAAGCCCAGCAAAGCAGCUCCUCCCUCCAGGAACAGUGUGAUCAGUGAGAGGAACUCCACCAUCGCAGACUCCACUCUGGUCUCCAACGAUGCCUACUGGUACAGUCUGUUUCUAGCAGAGACCAGGAAAGGAAAGCUGGUGGUUAGACAGCCUCUGCCAAAGGGCUCCAGGUACAUUGUGUCCAGCAUACCCAGAGGGACAGGGCUGACAGACACUAGUGACUCAGCAGCUUCUACUCUGCAGUACCCUAAAUGAAGGAAGUCCGCUCUGCAGUUGGAGGCAUCCACAACCAGCAGCAGUAGUUCCACAUAAGACCCCCAUCCACCUGAGGCGUACAGGAUUAACACUGACAAGAAUGGCUUCACAGAGGAAAGAAGAAACCUCUAACCAUACACCCCCCUCCAGGUCUGUCCUGCUGAGUCUGUAAAAAAAUGGCCCAGCGCUUUGUCUUUGAACCCAUGAAAAGCCAGUCAACAAUGCAUCCCUGUCCAUUCAGUAUGCAUGAUAAGACAGCAUGGUUUCAACCACACUUCAACUGUCAUAUAUUAAAAAGAAAAUUUCAAGAGAAGAUGCAAUGAAAUGGACUAUCUGAAAAACUGUGCCAGGGGAUAUUAAAAGAAGCCACAUCAAAGAGUAAAAAAGUGGACAUGGAAAUGUUGAAAUGCCUUGAAAAUACACUCUCUCUCUCUGUCUCUCUCUGUCUCUUCAAAAAAUGAAACGCAUAAGAUAUCAUAUUUUUAACUGCUCUGCUUUGUCUUGGUCCACUACAGCUUUGUUGUAUGAUAAAUAGGGUAACUAAGGUGUGAAAUAGCACAAUUAACUAAACAUCAGAAAAGCACCAACCUACAGUUUUAAUGUAUGAAAUAAGAGAAAAUCAGUAUUUUGUAAAUGUGGUAACUUUGAGUACUUUUAUGUUUUGUACUUAACUUUGUGCUUUAUAUGUGAACUAGGCCUGAAGAUACUGUAUGACUUAGAGUGCUGAGAGAUAAGAUCAAUAAGUGUACAUAACAGAAAAGAUCAAGGCCUUUAGCCAUUAUGCCUUUAAGUUGUUUUUGCAUGGAAGAAUUCAAGUACUUUUGACAGCUUUAGUUAUUUUAUUAUAUUAAGCAACAUUUUUGCAGUUAAGUCUCACUGUUUCACUUGAUUUUUUUUAACAAUAUGGAAAGAUUUUAAUGGGACAAUAAUGGCAGUAAAUCAGUGUAACACCUUUAAUCAUGAUGUCCUAAGAGGUUUAGAAGAUGUCAAAAAAAUCUAUAAAACAGCUGACAGCACAAUGACAUUGCUUUGGACUCAGAAAAUGAUUUAAUCAAAGCCUAAAUUAAAAUGUACAAUAUCCCUUAUUGUUUAUUUUAUGAGCUCCUCCAGAAUGACGCUUGGAUUUUAAAUGCAACACAAGUGAAUACAGUGAGCCUUUAGCACUCUGUACAGUAUAUGCACCACAAACAUGAACAUGUACAGUCACCUGUCAAUGUCUAAAUCCAAGUUCUGGCUGUUCCUUCAUUUUGAUGUCUUCUGCAGUGUUUAAAACCGAAGAACCAAACAUGUUCGUUUAAUCCUUACACUUCAGAAACAAUGUUGUUAUGGUUGAUUUCACUCAAUGAAAGCUGUUCUAAUGUUUAUCACUGACUAACUGUAUGUCUUUGGAUAUGCAUAUGCAGCACCUUAUCUAGGAUACAGAUAUAAUUCAUAUAUACAGUAUCUCAUUUGUAUGUAUCUAUGAAUAUGCCUUUCAUUUUCAGUACCAGUGCUUUUGCAACUUUUAAUGUGAAAAAAGUGGAACUCCUGUGCCAUAAGAUUUAUGACCCCAACUAGUAUGUUUAGCACAGCUCAUAAAGCAUUACUUUUAAGAAGCUCAAAUAUCUUAAAAACAUAUGCAGUAAGGGCCUUUGUACAGUGGUACUUUUAUGGUGCAAUAUAUGGUAACUUGUGUAAUGUGAGCUAAAUGUGAUCUGUGGUUUGGUCUGUAAGAUUCAUUAAAUACGAAACAGAAUAAACUAAAAGGCAUUUAGUACUCA